UCCGCCCAGACCCCUCCCUCCCCCACCCAGGAGCCUCCGCAGACCCGGGACGCCCACACUCUCUGGGGUGCCUCCCAGGUGCCUCCACCGUCCUGGAAUUCCUGGGGUCCCUUUUGAUCCUCCCCCACCGCUGUCUUUGCACUAUACCUAAAUCCAAAAUUCUUGCCCACAUUCCUUCCUCCGAAGCCAUCGAACACAUUUUCAGUUCCUCUAAGGGUCUGUGCUUCCCGUCCCCAGUCCGUACCUGUCCCAGGUCAGCGCUCUCCUCUCUUUCUCCUGUCCAGCAUAAUCCUCUUCGAGGGGUUAUCUGAAGAUGUGACCCCAUAUCUUACAGAAAAAGAGUUGGAGAUUCGACGGGUGACCCCUCCCCAAGCCUACCCGGUAGUUCUAGGUGAGCCCCAGGUGUGCCCCAGAGGGAUCCAGGUGACUUCUCUACAGAUUGUUUGCCAUGACACCCCGCCAAGGACGUGGGGGAUAAAGUGGACACCCUUCUCCAUGCCCUUCCCAUGGUCAGGUCCCCGAUGGCCUGGGUAAGGGUGGGCUGGCUGCUCUGACACCAUGGGGAGCUGUUGCGGCUGCCUGAAUAGAGACAGCGUCCCAGACAACCACCCCACCAAGUUCAAGGUGACGAACGUGGACGACGAGGGGGUAGAGCUGGGAGUGGGGAUAAUGGAGCUGACCCAGAACGAGCUGGUGCUGCACUUACAGCGGCGCGAGGCAGUGCGCUGGCCCUACCUCUGCCUGCGGCGCUAUGGCUACGACUCCAACCUCUUCUCCUUUGAGAGUGGCCGCCGCUGCCAGACCGGCCAGGGGAUCUUUGCGUUCAAGUGCUCCAGGGCUGAGGAAAUCUUCAGCCUCCUUCAGGAUCUGAUGCAAUGCAACAGCAUCAACGUGACAGAAGAGCCAGUCAUCGUCACCCGCAGCAGCCACCCUGCUGAGCUCGACCUCCCUCGGACGCCCCAGCAGCCCAACGCUCUAGGGUACACCGUGUCCAGCUUCUCCAAUGGCUUCCCCAGCUGCCCUGGAGAAGGCCCACGGCUCUCCGCUCCCCGGCGGCCAUCCUCAAGCAGCCUGCGACACCCCUCGCUCGGGGAGGAGUCCACGAGUGCCCUCAUUGCCCCUGAUGAGCAGUCACACACCUAUGUCAACACUCCGGCCAGCGAGGUUGACCAGCGCAGAACCCGGCACUGCCUGCAGCCACUGCCCGAGGCGCGGACGCCCUUCCCCUCGCAGGCCCGGGAGCCUGGCCCCAGGGACCCGCAGGUCUUCCUGCAGCCGGGCCAGGUGAAGUUCGUGCUGGGCCCCACACCCGCCCGGCGGCACGUGCUCAAAUGCCAGAGCCUUCAGGACGCGCCCCCCCACAACAACAACAACGAGGGCCCCUCUGAGUGCCCCGAGCAGCCCAAGUGCACCUACGAGAAUGUGGGCGGGGGGUUGCGGCGCAGCCCCAGUUGGAAACUGAGCCCCAAGGAGCCGGGUUGGGGCAGCCUGGCCUACCGCCGUGCUGCGCUGCUGCACUAUGAGAACCUGCCCCCACUGCCCCCAGUGUGGGAGAGCCACGGGCAGCUGCGGGCCGGGGAGCCUGGUGAUGACGGGGACCUGAGGGAUGGGCUCACGCCCUCCUCCAAUGGCUUCCCUGAGGGGGAGGAGGACGAGACCCCGCUGCAGAAGCCCACAGGCUCCCGAGCCUCUGCCCGCAGCCAUGGCAGCUUCCCCGUGCCACUGACCCGCCGCCGAGGCUCCCCGAGGGUCUUCAGCUUCGACUUCCGCCGCCCGGGCCCUGAGCCCCCACGGCAGCUCAAUUACAUUCAGGUGGAACUCAAGGGCUGGGGUGGGGAGCGGCCCAAGGGGGCCCAGACCCCCUCAACGCCCCGGGCCACAGGGCCCAGCUCGGACUCCUAUGCCGUGAUCGACCUUAAGAAGACUGCGGCCAUGUCCAGCCUGCAGCGGGCACUACCCCGUGACGAUGGCACUGCCCGCAAGACGCGGCACAACAGCACCGACCUGCCUCUCUAGGUGCACCUCGCAGUCACCUCUGCUGUCUGUGGCCACCACCGGGCCUGCUGUGGGAGGCUUGGGGCACUGCGGGCUCCCCAGGCCGAGGCGGGAAAGGGUGGCCAGCUGAGGAGGGAGCCACCACGCCAACUGUGAAGGUCCUCGUGAUUGCGUUUCCCUCAGUCCCCUUCCGUCCAUGCGUCUUGUUGGCUGUCUGUCCAUCCAUCCAUUUGUGUGUGUUUUUUUUGGUUGGAAUUUUGAAACAUUUUGUACCUGUUGAUUUUAUUUAUCAGUUUAUUUUUCUAUUUAUUGUUUUAAAUGUAAUUUAACAUAUUUAUUAUUAAUAUAAUUAUUUUUAAAUUCUG
Cavia porcellus (domestic guinea pig) is the source of this 2360-nucleotide messenger RNA. It is a transcript of the gene Frs3, whose product is annotated as fibroblast growth factor receptor substrate 3. NCBI's taxonomy places the organism in Eukaryota, Metazoa, Chordata, Mammalia, Rodentia, Caviidae. Gene Ontology annotation, cellular component: cytoplasm. Bases 559 to 2016 code for a protein of 485 amino acids. The record is from RefSeq and is a predicted model, not a curated record. The transcript has 7 exons. Gene Ontology annotation, biological process: fibroblast growth factor receptor signaling pathway. Gene Ontology annotation, molecular function: transmembrane receptor protein tyrosine kinase adaptor activity; fibroblast growth factor receptor binding.